UCACGUGCUCCCCCUGUCCUAGCCGAACGUGCAUCCUGCUGUGGGGACGGUCGAGCCAUGGCAGCCCUGCUGAGACCUGCCCGCUGGCUCCUCCGUGCCGGGGCGGUCCCGGGCCUCCCGCUCCCCCUGCGCCUCCUCGCGGGCGGCCCGGGUCGGCCUCGUGUUGCCCUCUGUCUGCCCGCCGCUUGCCCCGGGCCCGCCGCCGGAGGGCUACUGAGCCAGGCCAGGCUGUAUGCCAUUGCUGCUGAAAAAAAGAAUUAUCUUCAAGAGGAGCCCACUUCUUCACAUAGAAGGAAUGCCAGUCAAUUUGAUUGGGCUUUAAUGAGACUAGAUAAUUCUGUCAGAAGAACUGGCCGCAUCCCAAAGACUCUUCUACAGAAAGUCUUUGAUAACACCUGCCACUCAGGUAGCCCGGGUGGUAAUCAAGCCUUGCUUCUACUGCGCAGCUGUGGUUCUUUGUUGCCUGAACUAAAGCUCUCAGAGAGAACAGAAUUUGCCCAUAGGAUAUGGGACAAACUUCAGAAAUUGGGUACUGUGUAUGAUGUAAGUCACUAUAAUGCUUUACUUAAAGUCUACCUUCAAAAUGAAUAUAAAUUUUCACCAACUGACUUCCUGGCAAAAAUGGAGGAAGCAAACAUUCAACCAAAUCGAGUGACAUACCAGAGGUUGAUUGCUGCUUAUUGUAAUGUAGGAGACAUUGAAGGUGCCAGUAAGAUUCUUGGCUUUAUGAAGACUAAGGAUCUCCCAGUCACAGAGGCAGUGUUCAGUGCCCUUGUUACAGGGCAUGCAAGAGCUGGAGAUAUGGAGAAUGCAGAAAAUAUUCUAACAGUGAUGAAAGAGGCUGGAAUUGAGCCUGGUCCAGAUACGUACCUAGCAUUAUUGAAUGCAUAUGCUGAGAAGGGUGACAUUGACCAUGUUAAGCAGACUCUGGAGAAGGUGGAGAAGUCUGAUCUUUAUCUUAUGGACCGUGAUUUAUUUCAAAUUAUCUUUAGCUUCAGUAAAGCUGGGUAUCCUCAAUAUGUCUCAGAAAUUUUGGAAAAAAUUACAUAUGAAAGAAGAUAUAUUCCAGAUGCAAUGAAUCUCAUUUUGCUUUUAGUCACUGAAAAAUUGGAAGAUACAGCAUUGCAGAUUUUAUUAGCAUGUCCUAUAUCAAGGGAAGACGGUCUGAAUGACUUUGGCAGUUUUUUUUUACGGCACUGUGUGACUAUGGAUACGCCUGUGGAGAAGCUGAAGCACUACUGUAAGAAGCUGAAGGAUGCUCAGAUGCACACCUCUGCUUUGCAGUUCACACUCCAGUGUGCUUUACUGGCCAAUAAACCCGAUUUGGCAAAAGCUCUAAUGAACGCACUGAAGGAAGAAGGUUUUCCUGUCAGAACUCAUUAUUUUUGGCCGUUGCUAGUUGGAUAUCAGAAGGAGAAAAAUGUUCAAGGUGUAAUUGAAAUCCUCAAAGGAAUGCAUGAAAUGGGAGUAAAUCCUGACCAGGAGACAUACGUAAAUUACGUGUUUCCGUGUUUUGAUAGUGUAAAAUCAGUUCGUGCUGUUUUGCAGGAAAAUGGAUGUCUACCUGAAAGUAAUGUAUUUUCUCAAGCUGAAUUGAAAAGUGAAGCAGUAAAUGGGAACUUAGACUAUAUUUUAUCAUUUUUGGAAUCAAAUACAUUGCCUUUCUCAUUUACUUCUUUGAGAGGCAGCCUAAUUCUAGGCUUUAGGAGGUCUAUGAAUAUAAAUCUUUGGAGCAAGAUAACAGAACUCUUGUACAAGGAUGGACGUUAUUGCCAGGAGCCUCUAGGACCAACGGAAGCUGUUGGCUAUUUUCUUUAUAACUUGAUUGACAGCAUGAGUGACUCAGAGGUACAGGCCAAGGAGGAGCAUUUGAGACAAUACUUCCAUCAGCUGAAGGAGAUGAAUGUAAAAAUUCCUGAAAAUAUCUACAGAGGCAUUCGUAAUCUACUGGAUAACUACCAUGUUCCCGAGUUGAUUAAGGAUGUUAAUAUACUGGUUGAGAGAGAGAAGAUAGACUCUCGAAAAACCAUGCAGCUUACAAUAUCUGAUUUGGAGUCCACACUUGAAAAACUAAAAGCUGAAAAUCAACCUGUAGGAGAUGUCCUAAAGCAACUCAUAUUAAUGCUUUGUUCAGAAGAGAACAUGCAAAAAGCUCUUGAAUUGAAAGCAAAAUAUGAAUCGGACAUGGCUGUCGGUGGCUAUGCAGCUUUAAUAAAUUUGUGCUGUCGACAUGAUAAUGCAGAAGAUGCAUUGAACCUGAAACAAGAAUUUGACCGUUUAGAUUCAUCUGCCGUCCUUGACACCAACAAGUAUGUGGGCCUUGUAAAAGUAUUGGGAAAACAUGGCAAGCUCCAAGAUGCUAUUAACAUUCUAAAGGAGAUGAAAGAGAAGGAUGUUCUUAUCAAAGAUGCAACAGUCUUGUCCUUUUUCCACAUCCUAAAUGGCGCAGCUUUAAGAGGUGAAACUGAAACAGUACAACAGUUGCAUGAAGCCAUCGUGACUCUAGGGUUAGCGAAACCAUCCACCACCAUAAGUUCCCCUUUGGUCACUCUUUAUUUGGAAAAGGAUGACUUACCUACUGCUCUUGAAGUUGCCAUUGACUGCCAUAAGAAGUAUAAAAUAUUACCAAGGAUUCAUGAUGUCUUGUGUAAACUGAUUGAGAAAGGCGAGACUGAUCUAAUUCAGAAAGCAAUGGACUUUGUGAGCCAAGAACAAGGUGAAAUGACGAUGCUCUAUGAUCUCUUCUUUGCCUUUCUACAAACAGGAAAUUACAAAGAGGCCAAGAAGAUCAUUGAGACUCCAGGCAUUAGAGCUCGGCCUACAAGACUUCAGUGGUUUUGUGAUAGGUGUAUUUCAAGUAAUCAGGUUGAAACUCUAGAAAAAUUAGUGGAGCUGACGCAGAAGCUAUUUGAAUGUGAUAGAGACCAGCUAUACUACAAUCUGCUGAAAAUAUAUAAAAUAAAUGGUGACUGGCAAAGAGCUGAUGCCGUUUGGAAUAAAAUGCAAGAAGAAAAUAUUAUUCCUCGUGGGAAGACAUUAAGAUUAUUAGCAGAAAUCCUUAGAAACAGUAAUCAGGAGGUUCCGUUUGAUGUACCUGAGUUGUGGGAUGAGGAUGAAAAACAUUCUCUGGAUUCUUCACCCUUACCUGAGGAGAGUAAUCUCCAGAAAGAUCUUCUGAAUGCCUGCCAAUGGAAGAAAAACAAAGAUGCGUAUAAUAUUUUCCUGAAAGCACAAAAUCGAAAUGUUGUGUUUAACGGUGAAACUUACAACAGUCUUAUAAAAUUACUAUUGACGAAGGAUAAUUUUACACAAGCAAUGCAAGUGAAAGAUUUCGCUGAGACCCACAUCAAGGGCUUCACACUGAACGAUGCUGCCAGCAGCCUCCUCAUCAUAACGCAAGUUAGGCGGGAUUAUUUGAAAGAGGCUCUAACAACACUAAAAACAGCCCUGGAUCUGGAGCAGAUACCUUCUAGGAUAGCAGUGACCCGCCUUAUUCAGGCAUGUGCUUUGAAGGGUGAUCUAGAAAGCAUACAAGCGAUUCAGAAGAUGGUAAAUGGACUCGAAGAUUCCAUUGGACUUUCAAAUAUGGUUUUCAUCAAUAACAUUGCUUUGGCACAAAUAAAGAACAAUAACAUAGAUGUUGCAAUAGAAAACAUUGAAAAUAUGCUUACUUCAGGGAAUCAAACCAUGGAACCCCAGUACUUUGGCUUGGCAUACUUAUUCAGAAAAGUAAUAGAGGAGCAGCUGGAACCAGCAGUUGAAAAGAUAAGCAUCAUGGCAGAGAGAUUGGCCAAUCAGUUUGCAGUUUACAAACCUGUCACCGAUCUCUUCCUUCAGCUUGUGGACUCAGGCAAGGUGGAUGAUGCCAGAGCUCUCCUACAGAGAUGUGGUGCAAUUGCUGAACAGACCCCAAUUUUCCUGGUGUUCUGUAUUCGGAGUUCUCGGAGACGAGGAAAGGCACCAGCUCUGAAAUCUUUGUUAGAAUUGAUUCCUGAAUUAACUGAAAAGGAAGAAGCAUACACUUCCAUCAUGAAAAGCUAUGUCUUGGACAAUGAUGUCGUGUCUGCUAAAGCACUAUAUGAAAACUUGACUGCAAAGAAUAUGAAGUUGAACGAUCUGUUUCUAAAGCGUUACGCAGUUUUUCUGAAGAAUGCUGGAGAGUCUGUCCCUUUCACUGAGCCCCCUGAAAGCUUUGAGUUUUAUGCAAAGCAGCUAAAGGAAUCAAGGGAGAACCCUUUGUGAAAAAAGCAGCCACUACUUUGUUUUGUGUGUAUUUGUAAUUCUGUGUCUAAAAUGUUAUUUUUUAAAUGUAUUUGCAAGAACAAAAUAAAUAAAUGAAAAGUUACUUUGUUUAUGUACUUUUGUUUAUUUGUAUAUCAUCAUAUAAUUAUAUGAUAGGUUCAGAUCUCAUUGACAAUAAUUGUGUGCACUCAGUCACUAGACUUAUUUUGGGUUUUGCCUACAAUAUAAAUCUACGGCAUUUUCUUCGAGGCUCCUAAUGUCUGAAGCCGUAGUUUUUCAGGGUUCUUCUCCCAUUGACUCUUCAGUUCUCGUGUUUUGUGUUGUUUACUAUUUUCAUAAAAAGGUUGUUCUUUAUUUAAGACUUGCAUGUUAAUAUUGUUGAUCUGAAAAAUUUUGAGCUGGACAAAAUGAUGCUCAGUGAACUUUCUAAUAUUUAAUAUUCUAUAAUAUAACAAUUCUUUGAAGCCCUGCAUAACUUUCCAGUUCUGUAAAAUGUUGGCGCCAGAAGGCAUCUUGUGAGUCAUCAGAUCCAGCCCUCAUAUUUUUCCAGUGAGAAGCAGAGACUCAAAGAGACUUGUCACUUGCCCUUGGCCAGGGUGCUGUUUGCCAACCCUGGAGGCUCCGCACCGUGCUUUCCCUUCUCCAUGGUGGCUUCCAGGAGCCUCUGUUCACAGAAGUCUCUCAAACUGUGUCUCAGUCAUGGCUUUGGUCAUGAAGCAGAGCAGUGCAUUUCCUCUCGUUUUGGAUUUAGGUCUUUGUCAGCACAAGCUACACCCUACACUGGACUUGUUACUUUAUACUCAUAUUCUGUGAAUAUGUGAUUUAAUACAUGAAGGAGUGAGAUCUUGGUUUGAGAGUUAUCCCUAUUUGGGUGUAUUCCUUGUCCAUUUGAAAUUGGUGACUACCUACUGUUUUGAUUUCAGUGACGACUUGCUUGGUUCCCACUAUGUACCUGAGGGGAGACCUUGCCUUGGGGGGAGUAAGCCAGCCUCCCGCUGUUUGUGCUGCUAACCUGUGUCUUGUGGGACCAGCCAUCCUGCAUCUAGAGCCUGCAGAUGGUGUGAGAGGCAGAGUUGAUGGAGGGAAACCAAGAAAUAAAUGUCAUCGUGGCAUUGGCCAUACUUUUCUUCAUCUGUGUUUUGUAGAUUUAGCCCUAAGGAAUCAGGGGGCUUGGCCAGUGCCCAGUCCUGGCCUGGAGGACUUCAUGAAGCUUUCCUGUAUACACUCCUCGGGUGCAGGACCUGUACAGUGUUAGAGUAUUGAUACUGUCUGAUUUGCCAUGAGCCUCACUCCAUUAGAAAUUGCACUGAAGCAGGCCUGUUUUUUGCAGUUGCUAACCAUAAGUUACUUGAAUAAGUUUGAUUGAUGUUUAUUAAAAUAGGUCUCUUUAGAUGUAGCAUAACCUUGGGGCAUGAUCUGGACUUUCCAGUCAUCCUUGGGGAAACUGAGAGUACAAUCUCAUUUGCAUUAAGGGACUCCAAGCCAGCCUUGUGUAUUGACUCUGAUAAAAUGUGAGUGUAGGGCAGAGGAAAUAGGUGUGAACCCCUCAUCUAGCGUUCUAGACAACAGGCUGGGGCUGUUAACUAUAUUUCAUGGAUUAACAAAGAACUGUGAAGUCAUGUGUCUUUAGCACUGUAUCGGCUUCCCCUUUUGAAUAUGAAUAUUUAAAAUGUAAUGUAUAUUCUAGAUGGGCUUAUGAAUGCUUUCUAAAAUAUCUAAUAGUGAAAUUGAAAUAAAUAGAAAUAUAGAGUGAAUACAGUUAUAGCAGCAGAAAAUAAUACAUUUUAGACAAAUGAUAAGCAAACAGCUAAUCCUGAAAAAUAAGCAUCACUAUAAACUUUUGGAAAGUGUAGUGUUUUAUAUGUAAUUGUAUGUUCAUGUAUUUGAACCUAAUACUUUAAUGUGAAAUGCUUUGAAUAAAUUGUACUCCAAAAA
Equus caballus (horse) is the source of this 6177-nucleotide messenger RNA. RefSeq names its product leucine rich pentatricopeptide repeat containing (gene LRPPRC). Gene Ontology annotation, cellular component: mitochondrion; nucleus. Lineage: Eukaryota; Metazoa; Chordata; Mammalia; Perissodactyla; Equidae. Gene Ontology annotation, molecular function: mRNA 3'-UTR binding; protein binding. Gene Ontology annotation, biological process: regulation of mitochondrial translation. The record is from RefSeq and is a predicted model, not a curated record.